Messenger RNA from Cannabis sativa, 1678 nucleotides. Its product is annotated as U-box domain-containing protein 11. The coding region runs from base 416 to 1486 and encodes 356 amino acids. Gene Ontology annotation, molecular function: protein binding. The transcript has a single exon. NCBI's taxonomy places the organism in Eukaryota, Viridiplantae, Streptophyta, Magnoliopsida, Rosales, Cannabaceae. The record is from RefSeq and is a predicted model, not a curated record. Gene Ontology annotation, cellular component: nucleus; cytoplasm.
ACCAAAUUCAAAACUUUACACCAAUACCAAUCUUCCCUGAUAAUAAAAAAUUCAUUUCAAUUAUCAAUAUUCAAUGCCACAUUGUUGUUUAACCCUUGACAAUUCUCAUUUCUCAAUUCUCCACUUUCCAUCUUACAUUAAAAAACAAACCAUUAAUGAAUAAUGAGUAUGACCACUUGGUUAUCUUCAUCGAAGAGCACAAUUGCACAAACAUUAUCCUAAACAACCUAACUAUAUUUAUUUCUCGCUUUUCCCCCACCAAACCACCCAUGCCUACCUCAAGGGUAUUUACGUCAUUUCCUCUCAGUUUAGUCGUAAUCGCAUUCUUGCAACUUAAACAAAAACAAAGAAAGUGACGAAAGUUCAUUCCUAGAAUUCCUAAAAUACCCCUAGCGUGUUUCUUUCGUAUAUUGGUAUGAUGAAGAAAGAAAGGUUUUUUAUUUCAGAGAAUAAAAAAGCUCUGAACCAAAACUCAUCGUCAUCCAUGGAGGUCAAGCGCAGAACGAUUCGAACCUUAGUUGGGAAACUCAGCUCAGUCUCCGAACAAACACGUGCUGAUGCCCUCAGCGAGCUUCGUCUAAUCACCAAGCACGACGCCGAAAGCCGUCCCCUCAUCGCCGAAGCCGACGCAAUCCCUUACCUUGCCGAAACACUCUUCUCGGAUUCCCACGCCGCUCAGGACGACGCCGCCGCCACCAUACUAAACCUCUCUAUCUCAUGUCGCGAUUCCCUUAUCUCCACGCGCGGUCUGCUCGAUGCGCUAUCACACGCGCUCUCACAUCACAGAAGCUCGACCUCCGCCGCGGCCGUACAAUCCUCGGCCGCCGCUGUGUACAGUCUUCUGGUUGUGGACGAGUACAGACCAAUUGUUGGGUCGAAGAGGGACAUCAUCUACUCUCUGGUUGAUAUCAUCAAAGCCCCCAAUUCGCCGCCUAGAUCAGUCAAGGACGCGCUCAAAGCCUUGUUCGGAAUCGCGCUUUACCCGCUUAAUCGGGGAUCGAUGAUCGAGCUCGGGGCGGUGCCGGCGCUGUUCUCGCUGGUACUGAAGGACGGGCGCGUGGGGAUCGUGGAAGACGCCACGGCGGUUGUGGCUCAGGUGGCCGGGUGCGAAGAGAGCGAAGAGGCUUUCCGGAAGGUGUCCGGGACGGGUGUUCUUGUCGAUUUGCUUGAUCCGGCGACUGGGUCGAGUCUUAGGACGAAGGAGAAUGCGGUGGCGGCGCUGCUGAAUUUGGGGCGUUGCGGGGGCGAGAAGGCGGUGAGGGAAAUUAAGGAAAUGGGUCUCGGUGGCGAUAGCGGGGCGGUGGAGGGGACGAGGGAGGUGGCAGCGAGUGGCUCAGCCAAGGGAAAAGCUAAGGCGGUGGCUUUGCUUACAAUGAUUGAUGUUGGGAAUGAACUCAGGAGUGGAAAUGAGAAUGGGAAUAGAAUUCUUUACGGGUUUAGUGAUUCUGGAUUUGAUUCUUUAGUAAGUCGAUCUUCAUCGAAUUGAGUAUUCAAUCAAAUUGGGUGUGUUUUUAUUCUUUUGUUUAAUUAGGAAAAAAAAAAGGUUUUAAUGCUGUAUAUUCAUGAUAACUUACAUUACAUUAGUAGAUAGAUAGUUGAAAUGAAAUAUUUGUACAAAUGAAUGAUUGGUUUUGUUUUGAUAUUAUAUGUUAGAGAAACACUUGCAUUAUUACAGAAA